AUGGAAGCGGCUCCCGGCUCCGAGCCAUGCGCCGAGCCCUGCGCCGAGCCAUGUGCCGCCGAAGGGACGGUACCGGCGCGUCCACGGAGGGCUUGUUGCGAGGGCUGUCAAAGGCCUGCCAAGCUGUGUCUUUGUGACGUGCUGCCACCAGAGCCUGUGCAGACGCGCACCCGUGUGGUGAUUUUGGUGCAUCCCAAGGAAGUUCGUCGAAAACUGGGCACCCUGCCGCUGCUGAGGCUUUGUUUGCAAGACAUCAUCAUCAAAGAAGGCGAUCGCUUCCCGGAGCCCGAGGAGGACCCGGAGCUGCAUCGCCUCAUCGCGGACGGUGUCCAUCAGCCCAUGUUUCUGUGCCCCGGACCUGAUGCAGUCGAGCUCGGGACUGAGGAGGGGCUGCAUCCCCGACCUCCGGGCGACACGCCCGCCGCGCCGGCGUCACUGAUCUUUAUCGAUGGGACGUGGCGGCAGGCCAAGUCCAUGGUGGCGCGCUCGCCUUGGCUGCUGCAAAAUGUGCCCAGGGCAGUCAUCAGGCCCUCAACGAACAGCGGCUAUCGCUUCCGCAAGCAACCGGAACAGGGUUGCCUGUCCACUUUGGAAGCCGUGGCCGAGGCGUUGCUGGCCUUGGAAGGAGAUCGUGGCCCGAAGCUGAAGGAACUCUUGCUGCAGCCGUUCGGACGAAUGGUGGAGCUACAGAUGGCCUUCAUCGGAGACCAGGAUGAGAACAUCCCUGAAGAGCAGACCACCACCAAGUUCGACCGUGAGGCAGCGCUUUUGGAUUUGCAGCAAACAAUGGAGGCAGAGGAUGGCUCAGCGGAGCCCAAAGAGAUCUUCUGCAUCCUGCGCUGGGGCCAGCGCGCGGUGCCCGAAAGGCCCGUCAUCGUCGUGGAGCUCUUCGCCGGCAGCGGCGAGGCGGCGAAGCUGCGGGCGCAGGAGUGCUCCGAGGGCCGCCCGCGCGGCCUCCGCUGCUGGGCGCGGCAGCUGGAGGAUGUGCCGCCCGGCGCGCUCUGGGAGGCACCACCUGCGGCGAUGAUGCGAAAGGCUGAUGAUGGUUGA
Cladocopium goreaui is the source of this 1050-nucleotide messenger RNA. NCBI's taxonomy places the organism in Eukaryota, Dinophyceae, Suessiales, Symbiodiniaceae. The record is from the annotation of a GenBank genome assembly.